UAUAGUGGCGGAUCGGGCGUCGGCGGGAAUCGGGAGCGUUAGAUUAUUUAUUUACCUAUUUAUUAAUUUAUUUAUUUCCCCUGCCAGCAAUGGCUGGGGUCCAUGGCUGCGGCUGCUGAGAGGCAGGUGCAAUAUCAUCGACGAAGGCAUUUCGCUCCUCGGCAUGGACUCAGCUAGGGCCGAUCCACAGGCCGGCCCACUGCACAUCCACUGCUUCCCGGAUCAGAUGCUCUCCGCGGGAGGAGAGCACUAGCUGGGCCGCGCCUGGAGGCGAUACAACGGGCUGGCGGUGGGAGAGGAGGGGGCCCUCUUUACAUCAAAAUACUGGAGCCAGUAUUUUCAGUACCGAGCUCAAGGUUAUGCGCCGUUACACGCAACAAGAGCCAGUUUUAAUUCCGUGAAUCGACGCUGCUGCACAAUGGCAUAAGUUUUCUUUAUCAGAGCAAAGACUGUGAUUGAAUGUCCCCCUUUUUCUGCGCCGAGCGGAUCCAGAUCUUGUGACAGUCUCGCCUUGCAGGCCUGAAAAACUGUUUGAGCGCAGCCUCCUCAUCUGGAAAACAGAAGCCGGCUCCAGCUGUCAAGAUGAUGGAGCUGCAGAUCGACGAGGUGGUCUACCAGGACGACUACGGCUCCGGCUCCGUGAUGUCGGAGCGGGUGUCGGGCUUGGCCAACAGCAUCUACCGGGAGUUCGAGCGGCUGAUCCGCAGCUACGACGAGGAGGUGGUGAAGGAGCUGAUGCCGCUGGUGGUGAACGUCCUGGAGAACCUGGACGCGGUGCUGACCGAGAACCAGGAGCACGAAGUGGAGCUGGAGCUGCUGAAGGAGGACAACGAGCAGCUCAUCACCCAGUACGAGAGGGAGAAAGCUCUGAGGAAGCAGGCGGAGGAGAAAUUCAUUGAAUUCGAGGAUGCGCUGGAGGCCGAGAAGAAGGACCUGCAGGUGCAGGUGGAGUUUCUGGAGCUGCAGGGGAAACAGCUGGAGCUCAAGACAAAGAACUAUUCUGACCAGAUCACUCGGUUGGAGGAGCGAGAAUCAGACAUGAAGAAAGAGUACAACGCUCUGCACCAGCGGCACACUGAGAUGAUUCAGACGUACGUGGAGCACAUAGAGCGGUCCAAAAUGCAGCAGGCAGGGAGCAACAGCCAAUCAGAAGGCCCCGGCUGUGGACGAACUCAACGCCACACAUGGAGGAAAAGCAAAGUGGAGCGCCCGCCGUCAUUGAGCCUGUACCCCAGCGGCGAGGGCAUGGAGGAUGGAUCAGAGUCCGACUCGGUGGCGGCCACACCCAGCAGCACGGGGAGCAAGUCCAACACACCCACCUCCUCCGUCCCCUCGGCCACUGUCACCCCCAUCAAUGAGGGCUUCCUCCCGCACUCUGACUUUGAUGCGACGCGGGCCGGGAACCGCAGGAAAAGUGCCAAGAGGCUCAGCCGGAAUAUGGAGGUGCAGGUUUCUCAGGAAACCAGGAAUGUCAGCAUCGGCAUGGGAAGUAGCGAUGAGUGGUCCGAGUUUCAGGAGAUCAUCGAUUCCACCCCUGAGCUUGACAUGUGUGUGGACCCCCGUGUGUACGGAGGAGGAAACAGCCCCUCGCAGGGCAUAGUGAACGAGGCCUUCGGCAUCAACACCGACUCUCUCUACCACGAGAUCAAAGACGCCAAGUCGGACAUCAUUGGAGAUGUAGAUGCAGGCGCCGAGCUGCUAGGCGAGUUCUCAGUCCGUGAUGAUUUCUUCGGGAUGGGCAAGGAGGUGGAGAACCUGCUGACAGAGAACAAACAGCUCCUAGAGACCAAAAAUGCUCUCAACAUUGUGAAAAAUGACCUUAUUGCCAAAGUGGACGAGCUGUCCGGGGAGCAGGAGGUGCUGAGGGAGGAGCUGGAGGCUGUGAGGCAGUCCAAGAACAAGGUGGACGCCAGAGUCAAGGAGCUGGAAGAAGAACUCAAGAGGUUAAGAGCAGAGGCUCUCGGUGCCUCUCGGGACUCCAAGGAUGAAGGAGGCGAUGAUUUCUCAUCACCCAUGCAGGAUGGCGACAUGACGAUGACGCAGCGGAGGAGGUUCACCCGGGUGGAGAUGGCCCGAGUGCUGAUGGAGAGGAAUCAGUACAAAGAGAGGCUGAUGGAGCUGCAGGAGGCCGUCCGGUGGACCGAAAUGAUCAGGGCGUCCCGGGAGAGUCCUCCAAUCCAAGAGAAGAAGAAGUCCACCAUCUGGCAGUUCUUUGCACGUCUCUUCAGCUCGUCGUCCAGCCCGCCGCCUGUCAAGCGGCCGUACUACAGCGUCAACAUCCACUACAAGUCUCCCUCGCCGGCUGGCUUCUCGCAGCGACGCAGCCACACCAUGUGUCAGAUCUCCACCUCCAACCGCACGCUGGAGUUCUUCCCCGAAGAACUGGCCAGUAACGGUGUUGCGUCUCUCCUCAGUGACUCGGCACUGUUGGCCCGCCGAGAACAGCGGCGUGAACAGUACCGGCAGGUACGCGAGCACAUGCGGCGCGACGAUGGCAUCAUGCAGGCCUGCGGCUGGAGUGUGCCGUCUCGCUUCAAACAGACUGGUGGUCAGACGGACAGCGCUCAGGACAGCCCGCUGAAGAGACAACAGACCACUAACGAGAAGGAGGACAGCCGCAUGAAGAACGUGCCCGUCCCGGUGUACUGUCGUCCUCUGGUGGAGAAGGACCCCAACAGGAAGUUGUGGUGUGCAGCUGGGGUGGACCUGACUGGAUGGAGGGCCAGCAGCCAGGAGGCGGUACCAGCCAAAGCGCCGUCAGGUAGCAGCGACCCCCUGCACGCUGAGGAGGACGGAGCUGGCAAGAAGAGCAGCCACAGCUCCCCAGAGAAGAGGAAGUCCAAGGAGCUCCAGGAAACAGACACCAUGAGCAGUCGAGUGUGGAUCCUCACCAGCACCCACUCUGCCAGCAAGGUGGUCAUCAUCGACGCCAACCAGCCGGGCUCGCUGGUCGACCAGUUCAACGUCUGCAACGCCCACGUGCUCUGCAUCUCCAGUGUGCCAGCUGCCAGUGAGAGCGACUAUCCAGCAGGAGAGAUCGUGUUGGAUCCAGGUGACUCUGGAGCAGGUGGAGGCGAUGACACCGGCAGCGUGGAGGGCAUGCUGGCAGGUAUCACUCUUGUGGGUUGUGCCACCAACUGCAGUGUCGCCCGUAGCAACUGUUCCUCACGCACUGACACGCCCAUAAUGGACAAAGGACAAGCCCCCACUGCUCCCCUCAUGAACGGGAAGAUUCACCCCGCCCAGUCGGCCGAGGAGGCCACCGAGGCCACCGAGGUUCCCGAGUCAACCGCCAGCCACACAGAGCUGGGACCCCCAGGACCAUUUACCGAGCACGUCUUCACCGACCCCCAGCCUCGCCCAGCGGACGUCUCCGACAGGAGCGCCGGUCAGUCCAAAGAGGAGACCUCUCACCCUGCAGAGUCAGAGGACGGAGGUGAAGAGGCCAAGAACUACACCAGCAUGGCCCCCACUAUGUGGCUCGGGGCCCAGAACGGCUGGCUCUACGUCCACUCAGCAGUUGGAAACUGGAAGAAGUGUCUCCACUCCAUCAAACUCAAAGACUCCGUGCUCAGCCUGGUGCAUGUGAAAGGUCGUGUGCUGGUUGCCCUCGCCGACGGGACCCUCGCCAUAUUCCACAGAUCAGAGGAUGGUCAGUGGGAUUUAUCAAACUACCACCUAAUGGACCUCGGUCGGCCUCAUCACUCCAUCCGCUGCAUGGCUGUGGUCCAUGAUAAGGUUUGGUGUGGCUACAAGAACAAGAUCCACGUCAUCCAGCCCAAGAGCAUGCAGAUCGAGAAGUCCUUCGACGCCCACCCUCGCAGGGAGAGCCAGGUGCGGCAGCUAGCGUGGAUCGGCGACGGCGUGUGGGUGUCGAUCCGGCUUGACUCGACCCUGCGUCUCUACCACGCGCACACACACCAGCACCUCCAGGAUGUGGACAUUGAGCCAUACGUCAGCAAGAUGCUGGGUACUGGCAAGCUGGGCUUCUCUUUUGUGCGAAUCACAGCACUUCUGAUUGGUGGAAAUCGUCUCUGGGUAGGAACUGGAAACGGUGUGAUCAUCUCCAUCCCCCUGACAGAGACGGUGGUCCUUCACCGGGGACAGCUCCUUGGUGUGAGGGCCAAUAAGGUGUCUCCUACAUCGUCCAGUGGAGUGAUCCACGUGUACGGUGACGACGGCUCUGAGAAGAGCACCGGCAGCUUCAUCCCCUACUGCUCCAUGGCACAGGCCCAGCUGUGUUUCCAUGGACACCGCGAUGCUGUCAAGUUCUUCGUCUCUGUACCCGGCAAUGUUCUGGCCACCCUGAACGGCAGCGUGCUGGACAGUCCAUCAGAGGGGCAGGGCUCAACGGCGCCCCAAGAGACGGAGGCCCAGAGUGUUCAUAACGUGUUGGUGCUGAGUGGAGGAGAGGGCUACAUCGACUUCCGUAUCGGAGAUGGAGAGGACGAUGAGACGGAGGAGGGAGAGAGUGCUGGAGCUACGCAGAUGAAACCUGCUUUGUGCAAAGCUGAGCGGAGCCACAUCAUAGUGUGGCAGGUGUCGUACAUACCUGAGUGACACCUGGAUCUGCUUUAACACCUUACCCACUCAUCUCCUUAAAGAAAUCUCCUCCUCCCCCCAAAAGCUUCCAGCCACCCAAACCUUGUAAUUAUCUCCGGUCAUGUAAAAGUUCCCCCUUGGCUCUAAAACGACCCUCCAAGCCGUAUAUUGUCCCUUGUAACUAUGAUAUCCCCUCCUGCCCCACCACCUUGUAACUUUAAUGCCUUGUAAGUACCUCCUCUGAUCUAGUAAUCUGCCUGCCAUCCUGUUUCUGUCCCACCCAGGGCAUUGUAACUAUCUUCAUAAGCCUUGUAACCCAGCCUCAUAACUACCUCCCUUCUCUGUAUUGAUCUUAUAUUCACCCUGUAAGCACACUGUAUCUCCUCCUAUAUUUACCUCAAUUGUCCUGCAUCUGCCCCAGAGUUACUCCUCCUCUUCCUCCACUUAGUUUGUCAUCUGUGAAACCUCCACCUCGUCUUAAAGCAAAGCCCAGAGGCCCAACAUUUAUCAAUUGCACAAACAACAAAAAAAGAACAGCAGUGUGAAUAACAACACUGAAUUGCAUUUCCACCAGAAGUCUGUCUGAUUUUUCCAACAGCCAAUCAGCAAUCAAUAACCAUUUAUGCCAUGUGAACCCUAUUCAAAUGGAGUUAAUGGAUGCAGAUGUCAGGUGUGUAUGGAUCCAUCUUUGACUGUGUUUGUGAGUGAAAACAAAUGCAAUGAGACAGCAUAUAGAAGUCUUGUUUUAAAUUUAAGAUUGUGGUGGAUGGUGAACAAGUUUGGGUUUGUGAAACAUUUUAGGAUAAGUGAAGGUACGACGACAUGGAACAAAUGGAAAGUCAAAAACAUGUUGAAUUCAGCACAGAAGCCUGGAGGUUUUUUUUGGCUGUUACUUGAAAUAUUUUGCAUCCAACCUUGCAGUCACAUCUGUUUGAACAGUCUCAAUUACUGACGUUUGCUCACUUUCUACCCUGAUUUUACAAAAGCUUGUGACUUAAUACAUAGUAACAGACCCCAAAUGACAGGAAAUAUGUGGUGCAGCAGCCUGAUGUAAGUCAAAAGGACACAAGUGUCAUGCUGGAGUAGAAGGGGUUUGAGUGUAAUGUGUCGAGGGCUCAGUCUGAGACCUGUUUCUCUCGUCUGACUGGCUGUUGAUCAGACGGUUCGGUGUAAAGCAGGUGAACAGUGAUGUGCUGUCAUUAUUUGUACAGGGAUUAUUGUAAAUCUCCAGACACACUGAAGCCCAUCCUCUUUGUUCAGUAUGGAAAUUCAUGCAUUGAUCUCUAUCUGUGUGGAUUAAAUAUUAAACAUAUU
Molecule: messenger RNA, 5856 nt
Organism: Chelmon rostratus (copperband butterflyfish)
Lineage: Eukaryota; Metazoa; Chordata; Actinopteri; Chaetodontiformes; Chaetodontidae
Gene: mapk8ip3
Product: mitogen-activated protein kinase 8 interacting protein 3
Exons: 34
Coding region: 583-4560 (1325 amino acids)
Biological process (GO): vesicle-mediated transport
Cellular component (GO): cytoplasm
Molecular function (GO): JUN kinase binding; MAP kinase scaffold activity; kinesin binding
Source: RefSeq, a predicted model, not a curated record